Messenger RNA from Lecanosticta acicola, 1901 nucleotides. The record is from the annotation of a GenBank genome assembly. Lineage: Eukaryota; Fungi; Ascomycota; Dothideomycetes; Mycosphaerellales; Mycosphaerellaceae.
AUGGCAUCCAAGGCCGUCGCGAGGCCACUGGCUGCUGUCAGCACUUCGCUCGGUCUCAAGCACGCCGGGCAGCGCGGGUUCGCAUCGGCGAGGACAGCUCCGAAAUCUCCCUUUCAGCAGCCGCUGCGAGCUUCGAAUCAGACGCCAUUGAGCCACCAACAACUGCGCGCGGGUUUCCGGAGAGGCGUCGCGGACAAGCUGCCGGAUCAGAAGCAGGUCAAGAGGGGCGCGCGGGGUUUCUUCCGAUGGGCAUGGCGGCUCACGUACCUGUCCGUGUUGGGCGGGCUUGGAUACGCUGCGUAUGGAAUCUACGUCAAUCGCAACCCGGCCGAGCAGCAGGAGCCUGAUCCGACGAAGAAGACUCUGGUCGUACUCGGUAGGACUCGAUGGGUGUCAAUGGGACGGUCUCGAAGCAGAAUACUGAUGGGGCGUCAUUAAUUAGGAACCGGCUGGGGCUCCGUCUCCCUGCUGAAGUCUCUGGAUACCGAAAACUACAAUGUCGUCGUCAUCUCGCCUCGCAACUACUUCCUCUUCACGCCUCUCCUGCCGUCGUGCACCACCGGGACGAUCGAGCACCGCAGCAUCAUGGAGCCCAUUCGAAACUUCUUGCGCCACAAGAAGGCGUCGGUCAAAUACUACGAAGCCGAAGCGACCAAGAUCGAUUACGAGAAGAAGAUUGUCUACAUCAGCGAUGACUCGGAGAUCAAGGGCUCGAUUUCGCAAAGCGAGAUCCCCUUCGAUCUGCUCGUGGUCGGCGUGGGCGCGGAAAAUGCCACCUUCGGGAUCCCCGGUGUGCGCGAGCACGGCUGCUUCUUGAAGGAGGUGGGCGAUGCGCAGAAGAUUCGGAAGCGCAUCAUGGAUUGCUGCGAGACGGCUACAUUCAAGGACCAAUCGCUCGAGGAGGUCAAGCGACUGCUGCACAUGGUUGUCGUGGGUGGUGGCCCGACUGGGGUCGAAUUCGCCGGUGAACUGCAAGAUUUCUUCGAGGAGGACCUGCGCAAGUGGAUGCCCGAGAUCCAGGACAACUUCCACGUCACGCUGGUCGAAGCUCUCCCGUCGGUGCUGCCCAUGUUCUCCAAGAGCCUGAUUGACUACACCGAGAAGACUUUCAAGGAGGAGACGAUUGAGAUUCGAACCAAGACCAUGGUCAAGAACGUCACGGAUAAGUACAUCGAAGCGGAAUACACGGAUGCGAAUGGCCAGAAGCAAAUUGAGAAGAUCCCCUACGGUCUCCUCGUCUGGGCUACUGGCAACGCCGUGCGACCUCUCGUGAAGGAUCUCAUGAACCAAAUACCGGCCCAGAAGGACUCGCGCCGUGGUCUUGCCGUCAAUGAGUACCUGGUCGUCAAAGGCACGGAGAACGUCUGGGCUGUGGGUGACUGCGCUGUCGCGAAUUACGCCCCAACAGCCCAGGUCGCAAGUCAGGAAGGUGUCUUCCUCGCUCGCCUCUUCAACCAGAUGGCCAAGACCGAGGAGAUCGAGACCGAGCUCUCCCAGCUGUCCGAAGAACAGGCCACGUCGCCCAACAAGGAGGCGAGGGAUAAGGUCUUUGUGGAGAUCAAGGACCUGCAGAAGCGGUUGCGCCGCGUCAAGCAGAUGGGUCCGUUUGAGUACUCUCACCAGGGCUCCCUGGCUUAUAUCGGCAGCGAGAAGGCGGUCGCGGAUAUCUCGUGGGUGACUGGCAACCUGGCCAGCGGUGGACAGCUGACGUACCUCUUCUGGCGGUCGGCUUAUCUGAGCAUGUGCUUUAGCAGUAAGUGCUUUCAUUGCCUCGGGAUCGUCUUUUUCGGGGAUGUGUCGCGAUGAUGAGACUGACUUGUUCCACAGCACGCAACCGUGUCCUGGUCAUCAUGGACUGGUUGAAAUCGUACAUCUUCGGCCGUGACGUCUCACGGGAAUAG